Saccharomyces eubayanus is the source of this 867-nucleotide messenger RNA. It is a transcript of the gene PEP12, whose product is annotated as SNAP receptor PEP12. The record is from RefSeq and is a predicted model, not a curated record. Gene Ontology annotation, molecular function: SNARE binding; SNAP receptor activity. Gene Ontology annotation, cellular component: membrane; SNARE complex; endomembrane system. Gene Ontology annotation, biological process: Golgi to vacuole transport; vesicle fusion; intracellular protein transport. Lineage: Eukaryota; Fungi; Ascomycota; Saccharomycetes; Saccharomycetales; Saccharomycetaceae. The coding region runs from base 1 to 867 and encodes 288 amino acids. The transcript has a single exon.
AUGUCAAAGAACGAGUUUUUUGGUAACGAAAAUGAUGUAAUCUGGAGUGGCCCAAGAUUCAGUGAUUCGCCUGAGUUCCAGGCAAUGAAAGAAGACGUCGCUGCAGAACUGUUUGAAAUAAAUGGCCAAAUAAGCACACUACAGCAAUUCACCACGACGCUAAAGUCGUUUAUAGAUAAGGGUGAUGUUAGCGCAAAUGUAGUGGAGAGGAUCAAUAAGAGGUCUGUGGCGAAGAUAGAAGAAAUAGGCGAGCUAAUCAAGAAGGUCAACACAUCAGUGAAAAAGAUUGAUGCUCUAGAGGAAGCAAGUCUGGAUAAGACUCAAAUAAUAGCCAGAGAAAAACUGGUAAGGGAUGUGAGUUAUUCUUUACAAGAGUUUCAAGGUAUCCAACGGCAGUUUACCGGAGUAAUGAAGCAGGUCAAUGACAAGGCGAGAGAGUCUCUUGAAGCAACCGAAAUGGCAAACAACACAGCUCUAAUGGAUGAAGAACAAGGGCAGAACCACCAAAUGAGCAAACGAAUAUCAAGCAACCAAAUAGUCAUCGAGAGAGAUCCAAUAAAUAACGAGGAAUUCGCCUACCAGCAAAAUCUUAUCGAACAAAGAGACCAGGAAAUUAGCAAUAUUGAGAGAGGUAUAACGGAGCUGAACGAGAUAUUCAAAGAUCUGGGAAGCGUCAUCCAACAGCAAGGGGUUUUGGUUGAUAACAUUGAAGCAAAUAUUUAUACAACAUCUGAUAACACCCAAAUGGCUUCAAAUGAGUUAAGGAAGGCUAUGCGAUACCAGAAAAGUACGAGCAGAUGGAGAGUAUAUCUGUUGGUUGUUCUUCUCGUGAUGCUUUUCUUUAUUUUUCUCAUUAUGAAAAUUUAG